Messenger RNA from Zingiber officinale, 3102 nucleotides. Its product is annotated as protein WEAK CHLOROPLAST MOVEMENT UNDER BLUE LIGHT 1-like. Bases 317 to 2905 code for a protein of 862 amino acids. The transcript has 3 exons. The record is from RefSeq and is a predicted model, not a curated record. NCBI's taxonomy places the organism in Eukaryota, Viridiplantae, Streptophyta, Magnoliopsida, Zingiberales, Zingiberaceae.
UAACGUACACAAGAAAUAAUUUAGAAGAAAAGGAGAAGAAAAAUUGGACAACGAUGGCGAGAAGCAGAAGGGGAAGCAAGAGCUUGGAAGAGAGCGUGUUAUCCGGAGAUAUGGAUUGGGAAUUGUGAAGGGAUCCUCUCCUCUUACUCAUCAGCUCGAACGACUCGCAGGAUCGUCUCCUUCGAUCCCUUCCCUUUUCUCGCUUUCGCCAAUUUCUUGCCUUUCGUCCUUUCGGCGUCGGAAAAAGCCGUUCAUGCAACAGUUUGUUGCCAAAAGCGAACUGUAAGUAACUUUAAAGGUAUCCCACUUUUAAGUGAUGGAAGAAGCAAAAGACAAGGAAGCAAAUUUCUCUGGAGAAUUUCCUGUGACCAUGGAUAAUCCAUUAGAAUCUCUCUCGAAUGAAGGACCUGCAAAAGUGAAUGAAGCAAAUCUCUCUAGAGAAUCUCCUCUCACAAUGGACAAUCCAUUAGAAGCUCUCCCUAAUAUUGGACCUCCAAAUAUCUCACAUCAUGAAGAAAAUGUUGUCAUAGAUCACUAUCAAGGAGCAACAACUAAUGAGCAGCAGGAAUCUGUCAUUGAGAAGCCUGAGCAAUUUUCUGAUGUCUCAUUAUUAGGGCAAGAUACAGUUGCAGAUGAGAGAGAUGGUAGAAAUCAUCAGAAGGGAUUGAAUUUGAAGGAUUCUUCAAAUCAGAUAAUACCUGAAAAUGGGUCCACAAGUAUUCAAAAACAACUUCAAGAAGGUGCAUCUGUUGAACUAGUUGAUGCUCAGAUAAUACCUGAUUUGACUGCCUCUGAUAGCAGUAGAGAGAUUGAAGCGAACUUGGUUUUGUUGCCCAACAAGCUCAAUGUCCCUAACAAUGGUGGUAGAAUUCAAAGGAAGGCAGAAACUGAAUUAGCUUCCUCUGCCAAACCUGUUAAAAAGGUCAUUGUAAACUCAAACAGAGGCAUUGUCGACACUGCUGCACCUUUUGAAUCUGUCAAGGAGGCAGUCACCAAGUUUGGAGGAAUUGUUGAUUGGAAAGCGCACAAGAAAAAUACUUUGGAGAAACGUAAGCUAGUCCAGUUGGAACUUGAGAGGAUCCAAGCAGAAGUCCCUGAAAGCAGAAAACAAUCUGAAGCAGCAGAGGAGAGUAAAGUACAGGUGCUUGAAGAGUUGGAUAGAACCAAUAGGAUUGUAGAAGAGCUAAAGCUAAACCUUGAGAAAGCCCAGACUGAAGAAGCACAGGCAAAGCAGGAUUCGGAGUUGGCUCAACUGAGGGUCAAAGAAAUGGAGCAAGGAAUUGCAAAUGAAUCUAGUAUUGCUGCUAAAGCACAACGCGAGGUUGCUAAAACAAGGCAUGAAGCAGCAGUUGCAGAAUUGAAGACAAUAAACACUGAGCUGGAAUCUUUACGAGGAGAGUAUAGCUCCUUGGUUAAUGAAAGAGAUGUGGCAAUAAAAAAUGCUAAAAAUGCUACUAAUACAAUAAAGGAGAUUGAGAAGACAGCUGAGGAACUGACACUUGAACUCAUCGCAUCAAAGGAAUCACUAGAGUUGGCCCAUGCUGCACAUCUCGAAGCAGAAGAACAUAGGAUUGGUGCAUCCCUGGCAAGAGAGCAAGAUUGUCUUGAAUGGGAGAAGGAACUAAAGGAUGCUGAGAAAGAGGUGAAGCAACUUAACCAUCAACUUUCAUUGACAAAAGAUCUGAAAUCUAAACUAGAGACUGCAUCUUCUUUAUUGUUCAAUCUCAAAGCUGAACUAUCAUCGUAUAUGGAAUCAAAGUUAAAUCAAGAAUCUGUGACCGCUGAAAAUAAACUGCUAGAUAAUUUAGAAGAGACGAAGAAAACACAGGACUCUGUUCGAUUGUUAGCUUCAACUAAAAAAGAAAUUGAGGAAGUAAAAGCUAAUAUUGUGAAAGCCAAAGACGAGGUUGCUUGUCUGAGAGUUGCAGCUUCAUCCCUAAAAUCUGAGCUAGACAAAGAAAGGGCAUCCCUUGUCAACUUGCAACAGAGAGAAGCGAUGGCUUCUAUAGCAGUUUCUUCUCUUGAAAAUGAGCUUGAUAGGACCAAACAAGAUCUGGAAGUUGUUCGAUUGAAGGAAAAGGCAGCCAGAGAAAAGAUGAUAGAGUUGCCCAAAUUGUUGCAACAGGCAGCUCAAGAAGCUGAUGAAGCCAAGACUGCUGCUCAGAUGGCACGAGAGGAACUAAGGAAAUCCAAAGAAGAAGCAGAUCAAGCAAAAGCUAGCACAAGCACAAUAGAGAUCAGAUUACAUGCAGCUUUCAAAGAAAUAGAGGCGGCAAAAGCAUCAGAGAGGUUGGCACUUGCGGCAAUUAAAGCACUGCAAGAGAGUGAGCAAGCUGCAAGCAUCUGUGCUGAUGAUUCUCCUCACAGUGUGACUCUUCCAUUGGAUGAGUACUUCAAUCUCAGCAAGAGAGCUCAUGAAGCUGAAGAGCUUGCCCAUGAAAGAAUAACAAAUGCAAUUGCACAGAUUGAGGUGGCUAAACAGUCUGAGCAAAGAAGCUUAGAGAGACUAAAUGAAGCAUUAAGAGAGAUGGAGUUACAGAAAGAAACAUUUAGUGUUGCGACAGAGCAGGCUGAGAAGGCCAAGGAAGGAAAGUUGGGCGCUGAACAAGAACUGAGGAAAUGGAGAGCUGAGCAUGAACGGCGAAGGAGAGCUAGUAAUGAUGCUAAGGGCGGAGUAAAUCCUCAAAGGAUCACGCCUAAGACUCUCGAUCAGUCCAGUGGAUUACAAAGCUUUACCAAGAACGAAAGAGGUGUUGGAUUCAAUUCUAUGGCUGAUUCCAAGCAGUACAUAUCAGAAGAUGGUUCAGACAAUGGUGUAUCCGAAGUGAAGAGGAAAAAGAAGAAAUUAUUUGUACCAACAAUAGCUUCACUCUUAGGCCAGAAAAAGUCUCAACCAAUUAAGUAGGUAAUAAUGUUGAAUAUACAAUCGCCAGUUAUCAGGUGCUGCUCUAUAUUACUACACGUAUAAUAAGCUGAUAUGGUCUCUUUUCAAAAUGGUGCAAGAUUGUAAUGUAUUUAGUUAGACGAUUUGAAAAAUAUGUCUAUAUGAGAAAGUUUGUGUGAUUUACAGUGUGAAAGUCAUGCAAUUUGGACUUGCUGCUA